Molecule: messenger RNA, 1238 nt
Organism: Owenia fusiformis
Lineage: Eukaryota; Metazoa; Annelida; Polychaeta; Sabellida; Oweniidae
Source: the annotation of a GenBank genome assembly
GCAACGAUUCAAGGCUGAAAACAAUGGAUUGCAUGUUUUUUCCCUUUAUGGGAAACGUUGAACAAUAUGGCUGUUUUAACUUAAUCAAACUUAAAAUUAUUAAAUUGCAAAGUUGCAUUCACUAUGAAUCUGAUAAAUACCACGAUACAUUAUACAAUGUCACAGCGGGCCCAGUGUCAGGGCCGUGACGAUUAACGGGCUUAUAAAAAAGCCCUUUGCUCCACAUAGACAUUCCGUGAUUCAUUAGUGGCAGUCAUUUCUUACGACAGCGAGAAGAUGGAAUUUUCCGAGCAAAACACGUUUUCACUCGGAGACACCAUCCACCCAUCAGUUUCCGAACGAUACUACAACCAGAAAUAUAGAAUAGAUAUCAAGAAACAACCUGGUUAUGAUCAGUGUGUCUUAUCUCAUUCAAAUAGGGUUUGUUUGGUAACCAUGGCAGCUUCACAUGACUUAAUAACAUCUGGAAGAAUUCCAAAGCAGAUAGAUUUCAAGAUCGAUGAUAAGACAGAUAGAACGGCAAAUAAAGUCAGUGGUAAAGGCAAAAAGGGGGCCCAGUGGCUUACAGAGAACUCCCCCCUGUGUCGUGUGACAUGCACUGAUGGUACAGAAUACAUACUUUAUAGCUGCCUGAGGGGUCAUCUUAUGGAAAUCAACGAGAGACUGUACAAAAAUCCUACCUUAUUAAUAGAAAAGCCAGAGACAGAUGGUUACUUGGCCAUUGUGAUGCCAAAACUUGUGGACUUUAAAUCUCAAAUUGAUAAACUUCUCUCUAUUGAGCAGUACAAAACUAACAUUGGACAACGAAAAGAUAAUUUAACAAAGGAUACAGAAACAGCAAAUGAAAUAGACAAUACCAAUGAUGUUACUUGAUGUUAUGGUUCUCUACCAUUUUCAACAAAACAAAACAGUAUUAUAUCAUCAUAUUGAAUUAUUCUGUCAGCAAUGUGACUACACUUUUGUAAUAAGUUCAGUUGAAAGCCAAUUUUCAAAAUGGCUACCAGUUUCAGAAUGGCCACCACUUCAGUGUCAAUAUUCAAUUCUUUAGGUACAACAUAUAAAACUGUAAUAUUAAUAUGUCUUAAAUGCAGAAAUUAAUAUUGGAUAUUGAUUAAGUUGAAAAUUGAACAUUUUUGGCCAUUAUACGCUUAUGAAUUUUGCUUUUGAAGGAAAAGUACUUGAGCCAUGUUUGAUAUGUGAAUACUUAUAAGCAUGGUACUCUGUAUUAUGACAUUAUG